UCUGCCAGUGGAAAUAACCCAGAAUAUUUUUAGAAUGUUAGAUCCCUACUCACUCAUAAAUGCGACCCAAGUAUCUCGAAAAUGGCGUGAAGUAUGCCGCGGUGAUCCUCAGUUGAGAGCCACUGCCAGGCGUCACAUCAGGAGGGAGAAAAGGCGUACUUACGGCCUAGCCGGUAAGUCUGGAGCUAGAUCGCUCAAGAAGACUCCGCUGGUCACGUCUGUAUCGCCGGUGCCAAGUAUGAUUGGUAUCCCAGUUAUUUUUACUUUCGGCCCUUCUGGCAUUUGUGCGGGACAACCAAAGACCAAAACCGCUAAACGACGCGUACGUCCCCCGUCAAGAACAGGGAUGGUAAAGAAUAUGCUUAAGUUUAGGUUUUCAAAUCAUAACAAUUUCCCAUCCAUUGACUUAGUGGAUUAGGCCUACAGGGGAUACCACGUUAAAAAAAAGACGUCAAGGACUCUACCUCUUGGGUGACGUGGAAAGAGUAUCACUUUAAUUACUUGAUUUAUGAAAAAAUAGUCAAUACUGG
Fopius arisanus is the source of this 530-nucleotide messenger RNA. RefSeq lists its product as uncharacterized. Lineage: Eukaryota; Metazoa; Arthropoda; Insecta; Hymenoptera; Braconidae. Gene Ontology annotation, molecular function: protein binding. Bases 35 to 418 code for a protein of 127 amino acids. The record is from RefSeq and is a predicted model, not a curated record. The transcript has 2 exons.